AUGGAGCAUGAAACUAUAACAAGAGCUAUAUUGAUUGGAACAAAUUUCUAUAUACGCGGCUCGGAAAGACAGGAUACGAGCUUUUCGGAUUUGAAAGGAUGUGUGGAGGAUGUCAAUCAGGUAGAAAAAUUACUACACGAACUUUUCGCCCCGGAUAAGUUGUCUGUCAUUCGAUUGACAGCUACCGCACCAGAAAAUGGCGAAAACGAGCCAAAGGAACCUCAAUCUGAUUGGCCCACCUACGAAAACAUCAUCAAAGCAUUCACAAAAGUCACAGAAGAGGCCAAGCCUAAUGAUAUUGUCUAUAUUCACUACUCUGGACAUGGUGCUCGGGUGAAGACAAUAUUUCCGGACCCAGAACACCGUGAGUUUGAUGAAGCUCUAGUACCUACGAACAUCAAUUCGGGCGGGAAGUAUCUUCGCGACAGAGAAAUAUCCUUGUUGAUUGAGAAGAUGGUUGAAAAAGAGUUAUUGGUGACCCUGAUAUUAGACUCCUGCCAUUCGGGGGGUGCAAACCGCAGCUCUGAGAAUAAAACUGCAAGGGGAGCCUCGUCCAGAGAUUUUAAUAUACUCGACCGUGACCGAUAUACUAUAUCACCAAAAACCGAGCUGGAUUCUAUCACAUGGGGAAAACGUUCAAAGGAUACGAAACGCGGGGUCAAAGUGGGAAACCACUGGUCACUCGAGCCUCGUGGAUACGCCUUUCUCGCUGCCUGUGGCGCAGACGAAUUUGCGAGCGAGGCUACGUUUAAUGGCAAGACACAAGGCUUGCUAACCUACAACUUCAUCAACACCAUUAGAGAAUACAAAUCAACAAAGCCUACAUAUUAUGAUCUGUACCAUCUUGUCAGUGCGAAGGUUAAAGAGCAUGAUAAGCAGCAGACGGUAGCAUUAGGUGGCGAAGCAGACCGUUUGUUCCUUUCUUCCAUUCGCAGGGAACUCUUUUAUACAGUCCGAGUAACAAAGGUUCAUACCGAACCGAACAAACAACCCAGUAUUGAACUCGACGCAGGUUCUGCCCAAGGAAUCUCCGAAGAAGACGAGAUUGACAUCUGGCCUUCAUCAUGCGAUGGCUUCAACUCUUCCGAAAGAGUAGCGCGAUUCAAAGUGGUCGACGUCGAAGAAUUCACAUUGAAGGCUGAUAUAGUCCAAUGGUACAAGGAUUGUCAACAUGAACAGCAACUGAAACCCGGCUUCUUAGGACGGCCACACCAUAUGCCACAAAAACCAGUCUACUUCUCUUCUUCUACAAAACUUGAUAUCAUGCAAACAGCCGAGAACCAAAUGGAUGGGCUAAGGGGCGUAUUCAAAAAACACAAAAUUCCGUUGUCAGAUACUCUAUCUAAAGCUUUCUUCGAGGUCCACACCCAAGACGGGAAUUAUGUGAUUUGCGGGGGCGGAAAUCAACGGCUUCUAAACGCAAUACCCCCGUUACCUACAAAUGUCGACGGUGCAGCGGAAAAGCUAGCGCGCAAUAUCUUGCACCUUACUAAAUACUACAACAUUCUUGAAUUGCAAAACGAUGAAUCAGCCAAUUCGAAUGAACAAGUCUCUACCACGCUGGAAAAACGAACACCAGCCUCCCCAACAUCUGUUCGUGUCUGCGAAGGGUCGCCGGCUGAUGACCUCCCUUCUGAAGAACCAUGGGAGGUUGAUACAGAUGGCGAAGUCCUCCUCCGCGUGGUGAACAAGUCAGGAGAGAAAAAAUAUAUUGCAGUAAUGGACCUCGACUCAGAUUGGUGUGUCGAACAAAUAUUUCCCAAAGGCCCCGGUGCCAUAGCGGAGCCAUUGGAGCCAAACCAGACUCUACUUCUCCCGUUGAAAUUAUCUGUACCUGAUGAUAUCCCCCCAGGGCACAUAAUUGAUACUAUAAAAGUUAUCACUACGUCCGAGCUUACAAACUUUCGAUGGUUGGAAAUCCCUAGCCUGCAAGAUGUCGAUAAAGGAUCUAGAUCCCAGAGAGCCCGUGCAGCUUCUCCAAAAAAUAAACUUGAAGAACUGCAGGAAAGGCUGAUGACACCAGCGCUACGCAAAGUCAAAUAUGUUCCCAUUAAUUUCAGUUGGGGGACAACGAAGCUAACUGUGUCUAAAAUGGUGGAAAAGGCGGCGGCAGUCUCACCACCAGGCAUAAAAGACGCCGAAGGCGAGCUGGAAUGA
This is a messenger RNA of Orbilia oligospora ATCC 24927, 2157 nucleotides long. RefSeq lists its product as uncharacterized. NCBI's taxonomy places the organism in Eukaryota, Fungi, Ascomycota, Orbiliomycetes, Orbiliales, Orbiliaceae. The record is from RefSeq and is a predicted model, not a curated record. Gene Ontology annotation, molecular function: cysteine-type endopeptidase activity. The coding region runs from base 1 to 2157 and encodes 718 amino acids. The transcript has 2 exons. Gene Ontology annotation, biological process: proteolysis.